GCCCAGCUACUGAAUGACGACCUUAGACAAGGACAUCUCCCAUCGCGCUGAACUCGCCCAGGUUGACUCUUCUGAGCACGCCAUGAAUAUCGGAAACAGUCAGGACAUUGGAUCUACCAAGAGGACGUAAAGCAUUUUUGUCCGCAUCUUCUACAUUUCUCUACUGAUACUUGGGAAAUCAAGAGUGCGCGUGGUACCGAACUUGGCGGUUAACGAUAAAGUUACUACUAUUACCUCCACUUUGGACCAAUAUCGGCUAUUUAUAUAGGAUGCCUGCCAUGGCAGCUACCCACAGCCAUGUUGGCAUGAAUCCCAAUAGAAUACGGCCCACCGAAGACAUCUUCAACCCAAAUGAUCCGCACAUUCGCGAGGAUAUCAUCCGCAUGAUCAUGCAGUACCUUGCAGACGAGGGCUACAAUGCCUCUCAAACGACAAUUCAAGACGAAUCUAACGUCAAAUGGCAUGAGCGCGAGGACGACACGAAUGAAACACGCCGGUUAAAGAAGGCCAUUAUCGAUGGGGAGUGGGCAGAGGUCGACAAGAUCUGUUCGAAGCCGUUAUUCAAGAACCAGAAGAGCUUUCUCUUCGCAGUUUAUAAGCAGCAGUAUUUGGAAUACAUCGAACACCGUGAGAUGCAGAAGGCCUUUACAUUUCUUCAAAAGCGUCUUAAGCCUCUCGAGCAGCAUCAGAAGACGCCCAUCGAGUUCAAGGACUUGUGCUACCUUCUCACAACAAAAUCAAUCCAUGACGCGCCCUCAUUUAAGAACUGGGAGGGAAUUGCUCAAGGAAGAGACAGGCUGGUGGAGCAGUUUCAAAGCAUGCUUGAGGUCGAAAACUCUGUCAAGGAUGGAUCGGUAUAUGUGCCUCCGAAUAGAUUGCUCAACUUGCUGCGCCAAGCAGUUGCGUAUCAGAUCGAGGUCUCGCGAUAUCACCCAAGGAUUUCGCCUAUCGUGGAGACGCUAUUACAGGAUUUUUCUCCAUUCGUAAUCCCUAAUGCAACGCGAACAGUCAUGCUAGGCCAUCGUGGCAAUGUAAAGUGCGCUGAUUUUGUAGGUGCCGAGGGGCGUUCGAUCAUAUCUGGAUCAAGCGACAAUACACUGCGUAUCUGGGAUACGGAAACGGGCAACUGCCUCCACAUUCUAGAAGGUCAUUCCUCCAGGAUCUGGGACGUGUCGUCAAACGACGGCGGUACGACAGCGGCUAGUGCCAGUGGUGACUCGACUGUCAAAAUUUGGGAUAUCAAGGGUCCAAAGGCACAAUGCCGAGCAACUCUUGGGGGCCAUUCCGGCGAUGUCUACACAGUAAAAUACCACCCGACUAGUAACCACGUUGUUUCUGGUGGAUAUGACAAGAUUGUCAGGCUGCACGACCUGACGACUGGACAAGUCGUCAAGACAUUCAGUGGACAUCAACUGGCGGUCUCCAAGGUCAUCCUUAAUCCAAUCGGCAACUUGAUCGUGAGCGGAUCCAAAGACAAUACCAUUAAGUUCUGGGACCUAAUUUCUGGCGUGUGUAUUAAGACUAUCACCUCACAUCUGGGUGAAGUUACUUCUGUCGCCAUGAACUCCAAUGGCACCCUGCUUCUGAGCAGCUCCAAAGACAACUCUAAUCGUCUCUGGGACGUUCGCAUGACCCGGCCACUGCGUAAGUUAAAGGGCCACCAGAACACGUCCAAAAACUUCAUUCGGGCUGGAUUUGCACAUAACUCGUUACUAGUAGGAGGAUCGGAGGACGGACUAGUCUAUAUUUGGGAUCAAGAAUCCGGAGAUAUACUUCAAAAGUUGCAGGGACACGAAGCCAUGGUAUACAACGCUGUCUGGUCUCCAAAGCAAAGCAUGUUUGUUAGCUCUAGCGAUGACAGGACCGUCCGCACCUGGUACUACGAUGGUAAGUGCCAUGACGAGGACCGAUGCAAAUCCAUUGUUUUUGUUCACCAUAUAUUAACCGGCCUUAUCCUAACCAUUUCCAUUAUUACCACUUCAUCUUCACCAUAG
Molecule: messenger RNA, 1994 nt
Organism: Gamsiella multidivaricata
Lineage: Eukaryota; Fungi; Mortierellomycota; Mortierellomycetes; Mortierellales; Mortierellaceae
Product: WD40-repeat-containing domain protein
Exons: 8
Coding region: 270-1994 (574 amino acids)
Biological process (GO): mRNA splicing, via spliceosome
Molecular function (GO): protein binding
Source: RefSeq, a predicted model, not a curated record